AUGCCUGAAGCUAAGGAAGGAGAAGAUCGUGUCUACAUGAAAAUCACUGGCAUGAUGGUCCAGAUAUUGAUUGACAUGGCCCCAGAGUAUCGCGAAUACGUUGUACUAGAGAACGGAAAGCGAGUAAUCUAUGUGCGGGUACUGCGUGCUAUAUAUGGGAUAUUGCAAUCAAGCCUCCUAUUCUAUAAUCAGUUUCGAAGUGAUUUGGAGGCAAAGGGAUUUGUUUUCAAUCCGUAUGACCCGUGUGUUGAUAACAAAGUUGUUAAUGAAAAACAGCAAACUAUCAGAUUUCAUGUUGACAAUCUUCUGUCAAGUCACAUGGAUCCAAAAGUGAAUGAUGAAUUUGCUGAGUGGUUGAACAUGAGAUAUGGUUCGAUCCAGCCAUGUAAAAUCGUCAUAGGAAAGAUACACAGAUAUCUUGGAAUGACUUUGGAUUUCUCGGUGAAAGGAGCACUCAAAAUCCGCAUGGACGACUAUGUCAAGAAGAUGUUGGAAGAUUUUCCUAUCAAGUUCAACAAGGAUUCAAAGCAGGAAACACCAGCUGGUAACGAUUUACUGGAAGCUGGGAAAGGAAAGUUACUCAAUGCUGAGUACCGUCAAAUCUUUCAUACUACUGUUGCAAGGGGACUUUAUGUCUCUAAGAGAGCUCGUUUCUUCAACGAUUACUAUUCUUGCCUCGAGAGUUUGAGAACCUACAGAGUCUGA
This is a messenger RNA of Cylindrotheca closterium, 705 nucleotides long. The record is from the annotation of a GenBank genome assembly. NCBI's taxonomy places the organism in Eukaryota, Bacillariophyta, Bacillariophyceae, Bacillariales, Bacillariaceae.